AGCAGGAACCCUGGAAGUUGUGCCGUUCUUGUACGAUGCCGACGGCGUUCUUGGUUGUGGGCAGCACUGUCCGCGACUUCUGUAUGCUAGAACGAAACUUCUUGACACAUAUCAAACUGGUCCUGUUGUUAUUACUCAUGUUUGCCUCGGCGUUGCUUGGAAUCCGUCUCCCUGGACCUCCUGGCACGGGAGAAUCUGAGAGCUUGGGGUCUUUCAGUUUACCCCUCGCAAUUCUUCAGUUUAUCGCCGCCCUUCUUACAAUCGCUGCAGCAUUCUGGGAGUACCACACAGGUCUGGAUGACCUAAUAAAAGUCAGGGCCUUCUUUGUUGUAAACAGACUACACCAUAUCAUGAUGGCAGCUGUCACUUUCAUUAUCGUGGCCACCUGUAUCGUAUAUGCGGUCAAGAGCGGUUAGCGUUUACCAGGUCACGGUGUGGGCAACUCUUCCAUGACUCGGUGCAUCCUCUGAAUAUUCUCAUGCUCCUUCUAUCAAGGGCCAUGAAUAUUCCUCGUGAGAAUGAAUUGAAGUAUGGUGAUCCAUAUCUUCGUGUCAUCAUUCUCGCGAUAUCAUCCUCCAAAAUCCUUCCCUUCUCGAAGCAGAUCACAACUAGUUGUUGUACAAGAAUUGUCUCACUUCGUUGUCUUUACAUUGGUCGAUCUAGACACAUCUCAAUGAAAGAUUCGGUACAUUCUGAUACAUCUCACGCUCUUGUAUACCAUACUCAGCUGUAUUCGGUACAUCAUUUCGAACUCUGAUGACAGAA
This is a messenger RNA of Suillus fuscotomentosus, 765 nucleotides long. RefSeq lists its product as uncharacterized. The transcript has 2 exons. NCBI's taxonomy places the organism in Eukaryota, Fungi, Basidiomycota, Agaricomycetes, Boletales, Suillaceae. Bases 36 to 416 code for a protein of 126 amino acids. The record is from RefSeq and is a predicted model, not a curated record.